AAUAUGCAAAAUAAGGCUAGUACAAAGCCCACAAGCUGUUUAAAAACAAUAGGACAACUAAACAGAAUCUUGUUUAAAAGCAGGCCAACAAUAUAAUGAAAUAUGUACCCGUUUUUCAGCUGGUGGAGACAGGGAUGAAUAGGUGUUGCGCCUAAAACGGUGCUGUAAUACGUGUCACCAUUAAAAAGGAUGGAACAUGAAGCAGCACCUCAUUAACUGAUCUUACCAUCUUGGGAGGAACACAUGUCUAGAAGCUGUGUGAUUGGCUUAGCAUGUAGUGGUGGUAGUAACCAUAGUCCCCUUACGUUCCUAUUUGCUUGUGUUGCUGUCAUUGCCCUGUCAGCAAGGCGCCUGGUGUUGUCCCUCCUCUACAUAGAAGCAUCACUUUCAUUUAGCGUAAGAGCCUCGUUGAGGACAGUGCACAGAAAAAGAGGAAGGAAGCUGAGGGAUUGUGAGAAGUGCAAAGCUCCCUGCUGCAACUGCAGCAGUAGACAAACUUGCCUUGCGAUUCACUUGACUCCAUCCUUGAACAUUACUGGGAUUUUAUCCGGUACCAAACAGCUGUUCUCCUGAAUCACGGCUACCCUAGCCUGCUGGACUUGUUGGCUAUGACUCCUUGGCAAAAAACCGAUAAGAAGAUUGGAGUGGCAAUAUCCAAUUUCAGUGCUGCAAGAGUACCACAGCUAUCUCUGCAUAUUGGUGAUGUAGUCCAUAUACUGGAAGACUGUGAAGGUUGGUACAAAGGAUACAUUGUAAGACAUAAAGGGGUAGAGGGAAUAUUUCCAAAAUCUUUUAUCCACAUCAAAGAACUUUCUGUUGAGAAAAAAAGAAAUGCAGAAAAUGUAAUACCUGCUGAGAUUCCUUUGGUGCAAGAGGUUACUUGCACACUUUGGGAAUGGGGCAAUAUCUGGAAACAGCUCUAUGUGGCAAACAAGAAGGACCGGUUUCGACAAGUACAAUCUAUGAUGUGCGAAUUAAUGGAGUGGAGGUCUCAGCUUCUCUCAGGGACACUGCCCAAAGAUGAGCUCAAAGAACUGAAGCAAAAAGUCACUUCCAAAAUUGACUAUGGCAACAAGAUACUAGAGCUAGAUCUGAUAGUUAGAGAUGAAGAUGGAAAUAUAUUGGAUCCAGAGAAGACCAGUGUCAUCAGCCUCUUUCAUGCUCAUGCUGAAGCUACUAACAAAAUCACAGAACGGAUUAAAGAGGAGAUGUCAAAGGAUGAAUCUGAUUAUGGAACCUACUCCAGAAGCUCUACAUCCCCCACUCACAGUCUUUAUGUCUUUGUGAGGAAUUUUGUCUGCAGAAUAGGAGAAGAUGCAGAACUUUUCAUGUCACUCUAUGAUCCCCAGAAGCAGACAGUUAUAAGUGAAAAUUACUUGGUGAGAUGGGGGAGCAAAGGUUUUGUGAAAGAAAUUGACAAUUUCAACAAUCUGAAGGUGGUUUUCACUGAUCUUGGAAACAAGGAUCUCGGAAGAGAAAAAAUUUAUUUGAUUUGCCAGAUUGUACGGGUUGGAAGAAUGGAUCUUAAAGACAGUAAUACAAGAAAAUAUACCCAGGGCAUAAGACGACCUUUUGGAGUGGCAGUUAUGGAUAUUACAGACAUCGUAAAGGGAAAAGCAGAAAGCGACGAAGAGAAGCAACAUUUCAUUCCUUUUCACCCAGUGUCAGAGAAUGAGUUUUUGCAUAACCUCUUAAGCAAGGUCACAACACUCAAAGGUGAUGGACAAGGGCUAUGGGUAACUAUGAAAAUGCUUGUUGGAGACACUACUCAGAUUAGGAAGGACUACCCUCAUCUUGUUGACAGGACAACAGUUGUUGCUAGGAAGCUUGGUUUUCCGGAAAUAAUCAUGCCAGGCGAUAUAAGAAAUGACAUCUACAUUACCUUGCUAAAUGGAGACCUGGAUAAGUCUAAUAAAACUUCACAGAGAAACAUAGAAGUCAACAUGUGUGUCUGUGAUGAAGAUGGGAAAGUGAUACCAAAUGCAAUUUGUUUAGGAGCUGGAGACAAGCCUACAAGUGAAUACAAAUCAGUGGUCUACUACCAAGUUAAGCAGCCCCGCUGGGCAGAGACAUUAAAGGUAGCAUUGCCCAUUGAGGAUAUGCAAAGAAUUCACUUGCGCUUUACGUUUAGACAUCGGUCAUCUCAGGAGUCUAAAGACAAAGGAGAAAAGAACUUUGCAAUGGCCUAUGUGAAGUUAAUGAAGGAGGAUGGGACAACUCUGCUUGAUGGCUUUCAUGAUCUCGCCGUUCUAAAGGGUGAUAGUAAGAAAAUGGAGGAUGCCAGUGCUUACCUGAGUCUCCCUUCCUCACGUCAUAACAUAGACUCUAAAGGCUCAACCUUAAGUCGGAGUUCAAGCAGUGUUGGAGGGCUCUCAGUAAGCUCAAGAGACACAUUUACCAUUUCAACGCUUGUUUGUUCAACCAAGCUAACUCAAAAUGUUGGUUUACUGGGCCUUUUGAAGUGGCGUAUGAAGCCAGAGCUCUUGAAGGAGAACUUAGAAAAACUGAAGAUUGUGGAUGGGGAAGAAAUUGUGAAGUUCCUCCAAGAUACUUUAGAUGCCUUGUUUAAUAUCAUGAUGGAACAUUCUCAUAGUGAUGAAUAUGACAUUCUCGUCUUUGAUGCACUGAUCUACAUAAUAGGACUCAUUGCAGACAGAAAAUUCCAGCAUUUCAAUACCGUACUGGAGGCUUAUAUACAGCAGCACUUCAGCGCAACUUUAGCCUACAAGAAACUAAUGACAGUUUUGAAGACUUACUUGGACAUUUCCUGCAGAGGGGAACAGUGUGAACCUAUACUAAGAACUCUGAAAUCUCUGGAAUAUGUGUUCAAGUUCAUAGUUCGGUCAAGGACUUUGUUUUCACAGCUGUAUGAAGGCAAAGAAGUGACAGAAUUUGAAGAAGCAAUGAGGAGGCUUUUUGAAUCAAUCAACAACCUGAUGAGAAGUCAAGAAAAAACAGCCCUUAUACCACAGGUGGCUGCCUUGAAGUAUAUUCCUUCUGUUCUCCAAGAUGUAGAAACAGUGUUUGAUGUCAGGUUACUUAGCCAGCUCUUGUAUGAAUUUUAUACUUGCAUUCCACCAAAAUCUCUACAGAAUCAUAAAGUGCGCUCCAUGAAGAAUAUAGUAUGCAGCAAUCUCUUUAAAAAACAAGAAUGUAGAGAUAUCCUGCUUCCUGUCAUUACCAAAGAACUGAAGGAAUUACUGGAUCCAAGGGAAGAGGCACAAAACCAAGAGAAGAAGUAUUGUGUUGAAUUACUCAACAGCAUCCUGGAGGUUCUCAGCUGUCAAGAUCCAAAGUCAACUCAUCAGCACAUACAAGAAAUAAUGGUCCAGCUGCUGCGCACCAUUAACAGGGCUGUCAUUAGAAUGGGAAGAGAUGACACCUUAAUUAGUCAUUUUGUGGCUUGCAUGACAGCAAUCUUGAACCAAAUGGAUGACCAACAUUAUGCCUCAUAUAUUGAAACUUUUCGAACAAGCUCAGAGCUAGUGGACUUUUUGAUGGAAACCUUCAUAAUGUUCAAAGAUCUCAUUGGAAAAAAUGUCUAUCCCUUGGACUGGAUGGCCAUGAGCAUGGUGCAGAACAGGGUGUUUCUGAGAGCUAUCAACAAAUUUUCUGAGACUAUGAACCAGAAGUUUUUGGAAAACAUGAAUUUUGAAGAACAACUGUGGAACAACUAUUUCCAUCUUGCUGUGGCUUUUAUCACCCAGGAUUCUUUGCAGCUGGAACAAUUCUCCCAUGCAAAGUGCAUAAAGAUUGUCAGCAAAUAUGGAGACAUGAGACGCUUGAUUGGGUUUGCUAUUCGUGACAUGUGGUACAAACUUGGGCAGAAUAAAAUCCGCUUUAUUCCUGGAAUGGUUGGACCCAUCUUAGAGAUGACCCUUAUUCCUGAAGCUGAGUUACGGAAAGCCACUAUCCCAAUCUUCUUUGAUAUGAUGCUGUGUGAAUAUAGAAACACUGGAGAAUUCAGAAAGUUUGAAAACGAAAUCAUUUUAAAAUUGGACCAUGAAGUGGAAGGAGGCCGUGGAGAUGAGCAAUAUCUGCAUUUGUUUGAAUCAAUUCUCACCGAGUGUUCCUCAAGUUAUGCCAAGAUUGCCAAGGCAGUUGAAACGUUUGUAAGCCUAGUCAAAGGCCUUUUGGAAAAGCUGUUGGAUUACCGUGCUGUGAUGAAUGAUGAAAGCAAGAACAACCGCAUGAGCUGCACUGUGAAUUUGUUGAAUUUCUACAAGGAGAUUAACCGUGAAGAGAUGUAUAUAAGGUACUUGUAUAAACUUCGGGAUCUUCAUUUAGACUGCGAGAACUACACUGAGGCAGCCUAUACUCUUCUGCUGCAUGCUUCGCUUCUGAAAUGGUCUGAUGAACAGUGCACUCCCCAAGUCAUGCAAACAGAAUUUCAGAGUUCACAAACUCAUCGGCACCUGAAAGAACACUUGUAUGAGAUGAUAAUAGAAUACUUUGACAAGGGAAAGAUGUGGGAAGAAGCAAUAUCCUUGUGCAAAGAGCUGGCCGAACAGUAUGAAAUGGAAAUUUUUGAUUAUGAACUUCUCAGCCAGAACCUGAGGCAGCAAGCAAAGUUCUAUGAAAAUAUUAUGAAAAUUCUGAGGCCUAAACCAGACUACUUUGCUGUUGGAUAUUACGGCCAAGGGUUCCCCACCUUUCUAAGGAACAAAGUGUUCAUCUAUCGUGGCAAAGAAUAUGAGCGGAGGGAAGAUUUUCAAGCGCAGCUGAUCAGCCACUUUCCAAAUGCUGAAAAAAUGACUACUACUGCACCCCCUGGAGAGAACAUCAAAAACUCCACAGGCCAAUACGUACAAUGCUUCACAGUUCAACCAGUUUUGGAAGAACACCCUCAGUUCAAAAACAAGCCAGUUCCCGAUCAGAUUAUCACCUUUUACAAGUGUAACCAUGUGCAAAGAUUCCACUACUCAAGACCAGUCAGAAAAGGGUCUGUUGACCCCGAAAAUGAAUUUGCUUCUAUGUGGAUUGAGAGAACAUCCUUUGUUACUGCUUACAAGCUCCCUGGAAUCCUGCGUUGGUUUGAAGUGAUCGCUAUGUCACAGACUACCAUUAGCCCCCUGGAAAAUGCUAUUGAAACAAUGUCUAUGACCAAUGAGAAGAUUCUGGCCAUGGUUAAUCAGUACCAAAGUGAUGAGAACCUUCCAAUUAACCCUCUGUCCAUGCUUCUGAAUGGAAUUGUUGAUCCAGCUGUCAUGGGAGGGUUUGCUAAAUAUGAGAAGGCUUUCUUCACUGAUGAGUACAUCAGGGACCACCCUGAGGAUCAAGAGAAACUAAACAGACUUAAAGAUUUGAUUGCUUGGCAGAUUCCAUUUCUUGGAGCUGGAAUUAAGAUCCAUGAGAGGAGGGUUUCAGAUAGCCUUCGUCCUUUCCAUGAGCGUAUGGAGGAGUGUUUCAGGCACUUGAAGGUCAAAGUGGAGAAACAAUAUGGUGUCAGAGAACUGCCGGAUUUUGAUGAUAGGCGAGUUGGUCGGCCAACAUCUAUGCUGCGAUCGUAUCGUCAGAUGUCUAUUAUUUCCCUGUCCUCUAUGAAUUCAGACUGUGGUACACCAAGCAAGACUACUGUAGAAAGCUUUGAACUGGAAGUCCUGUCUCCCAAGGCUACCAAGUCAGUGUCAGAUGAGAAUGUACGCCUGGCAAGCCCCCUGCCUGAAGUUAAGCUGAGAAAGUGCAGGAAGAGAGCAAAGAGAAGCAGUGUGGUCUUUGCAGAUGAAAAAGCAUCACCUGAACUUCUUGAUAUGAAAAGUCUGUCAAGAAAACAUGCAUUUAUGAGUGACACGAAUCUUUCUGAACAUCUGGGUGUACCUCACAAAACAUCUGUUCUCAAGCAAAUGAGCUUUGCCAGCCGUUCUAUGCCAACUAUUCCAGGGGUAACUAUGUCUGUGUGCUGCCCCCCACCUGAGGAACCAAAUGCAUCACAGAGGAUGAGCCAGGCAAGCAUCCCUCCUCCCAUCUUGGAGGUAGACAGGAAAACUCUAAAAAAGAAGAAAGUGAACCAGCUCUUCAAAACAAUAUACAGGACCAAACAACUUGAAGAUGGGAGGCAUACCAGUGAGCGACAAUCUGAUUUCUUCCCAGACCAGUGAAUAAAUUACCUUGUUUGAAAGAGAAGAGAUUUCCUAGCAAGUGUGGAAAACAAGAUUCCAAACCGGAGAGGAAGGCUGGCAUAAAAGAACGUUACUAACUCGUAUAACUCACUUGCACAAUCUAUACAUCUGCUGUUUUAAUCAAUGCACAAUAGUAAUUAAAAUAUUUGCUUUUCCAUUUCUAACAAGAUUAUAAAGUCAAGGCAUUUUUAGUGAUCUUUAGGCCAGUUCCCAGACUCAGCAUUCUAGGAACAUGGUGGCUCACUAGAACAAGCAUCCACCUGCCACUGUGCACAGGACAUAAUGUGACAGAUAAUAUGCACUUAACCUGAUUUAUGCAGUCCUUUUGCAUUUUAUUUGCACUUUUUAUUAAGUGUAUGUGCUGGCUUCUGUAUUCCACUGCACUUAUAGGAUACCUAAAAGACUGAUCUUGUAAUUCAGGUGUUAGUUAGCUCAUUGAACUGGUAAUUCCUAUUUAAAAUUCCCAAUGAAGUUUAAAGGCUGACUGAAAUUCUGUUUUUAUUAAAGUAUAGGCCCCACUUAACUUACAACCUUGGACUGUUGUCAUGGAAUUGUCUUGCCAUAUAUUACCACUGCACCCCCAAGAAUGAUAGCUCUUUUGUGUUUUAAUUUCACACACACACACUCCGCAAACAUGCAAGAAAAAGUUUCUGUAUGAAAGAACCUCUUACACCAUUUCUAUAAACUAUAUACUUCCUGCAAUUUAGUAAUCAAAUGUUAUAUGUGUUCUCUCAUUUGCUCUGAAUCAUCCUUCAUGGACUUUCUCCAAAUUCCUCAGUAUAUUGCAUAAUUCAUCUCGUCUUACUGACAAGAGAACUCUACAAUUCCUAUAUUGCUACUGUGCCAAUAUAAUUGAUUUUCUCACCUUUGCGACAUGCUUAUGCUAUACCUUUUUGCUUGUUUCAUUGCUCCGAGACAAAAGUACAGCUACAUGGUUUUAGUACUAUUAUUACAUAACAUACCCAUUUAUUUUAAAGAAGUCAAUAAAUGUAUCAUCUUGAUUUGGGAUUACUCAGAAAUUUCGACAUAUUCAUUUGCCUAUGUAUCUCCUGGCUACUGUGUAAAAACUGCACUGAUUUAAUAAACUGUGCCCAGUUUUGGGGCUUCAAGGUAAA
This is a messenger RNA of Podarcis muralis (Common wall lizard), 7234 nucleotides long. RefSeq names its product dedicator of cytokinesis 2 (gene DOCK2). Gene Ontology annotation, cellular component: plasma membrane; cytoplasm. Gene Ontology annotation, biological process: myoblast fusion; cell migration; small GTPase-mediated signal transduction. The record is from RefSeq and is a predicted model, not a curated record. Gene Ontology annotation, molecular function: guanyl-nucleotide exchange factor activity; small GTPase binding. NCBI's taxonomy places the organism in Eukaryota, Metazoa, Chordata, Lepidosauria, Squamata, Lacertidae.